CCGCCGCGUCGCGCCCGGAUGACGAAGCCGGACUUGACGCCGCGGCGGAAGAAGGGAGAGGCGGAGCGUGGCGCGGUGACGUCUCCCAAGAUGGCGGAGAGCGAGUGAGGGAACCGUGCUCCCAUGAGCUGCUGUGGAUCAAGUGUAAAAUUCCAUUCUGGUAUCAAAAUGCAGUAUUCACACCACUGUGAACACCUUUUAGAGAGACUGAACAAACAACGAGAAGCAGGUUUUCUUUGUGACUGCACCAUAGUGAUUGGGGAAUUCCAAUUUAAAGCUCAUAGGAAUGUGCUCGCCUCGUUUAGUGAGUAUUUUGGUGCAAUCUACAGAAGCACUUCUGAGAACAAUGUCUUUCUUGAUCAGAGUCAGGUGAAGGCUGAUGGAUUUCAGAAAUUGUUGGAGUUUAUUUACACAGGAACUUUAAAUCUUGACAGUUGGAAUGUUAAAGAAAUUCAUCAGGCUGCUGACUAUCUCAAAGUGGAAGAGGUGGUUACAAAAUGUAAAAUAAAGAUGGAAGAUUUUGCUUUUAUUGCUAAUCCUUCUUCUACAGAGAUAUCUAGUAUUACUGGAAACAUUGAAUUGAAUCAACAGACUUGUCUUCUUACUCUGCGAGAUUAUAACACUCGGGAGAAAUCAGAAGUCUCUGCAGACUUAGUUCAGGCAAAUCCUAAACAAGGAGCUUUGACAAAGAAGUCAUCUCAAAGUAAAAAGAAGAAGAAGCCUUUCAACUCCCAGACAGCAGGACAGAAUAAAACAGUGCAAUACCCCAGUGACAUUUUAGAAAAUGCAUCUGUUGAAUUAUUCUUAGAUGCAAGUAAGUUGUCCACACCUGUAGUAGAGCAAAUUGCACAGAGAAAUGGUAAUUCAGAACUUGAGUUGACAUCAGUUAUGGAAAACACUUUUCCAGCACAAGAUAUUGUGCAAACUGUUACAGUGAAACGGAAACGAGGAAAAUCACAGCCCAGCUGUGCUCUGAAAGAACACUCUAUGUCCAAUAUAGCCAGUGUCAAGAGUCCAUAUGAGCUGGAGAACUCAGGGGAAGAGCUGGAUCAGAGGGACUCCAAGGCCAAGCCCGUGUGCAACACGUGUGGGAAAGUGUUUUCAGAAGCCAGCAGCUUGAGAAGGCACAUGAGAAUACACAAAGGAGUCAAACCUUACGUCUGCCACUUGUGUGGAAAGGCAUUCACUCAGUGUAACCAGCUGAAAACACACGUAAGAACUCACACAGGUGAGAAGCCAUACAAAUGUGAAUUGUGUGAUAAAGGAUUUGCUCAGAAAUGCCAGCUGGUCUUCCAUAGUCGCAUGCAUCAUGGUGAGGAAAAACCCUACAAAUGUGAUGUGUGCAAUUUACAGUUUGCAACUUCCAGCAAUCUCAAGAUCCAUGCAAGGAAGCACAGCGGAGAGAAGCCAUAUGUCUGUGAUAGGUGUGGACAGAGAUUUGCCCAGGCCAGCACCCUGACCUAUCAUGUGCGGCGGCACACCGGGGAAAAGCCAUAUGUGUGUGACACAUGUGGGAAGGCAUUUGCUGUCUCUAGUUCUCUUAUCACUCAUUCUCGAAAACAUACAGGUGAAAAACCAUACAUAUGUGGUAUUUGUGGGAAAAGUUUUAUUUCCUCAGGAGAGCUCAACAAACACUUUCGAUCCCAUACAGGAGAAAGACCAUUUAUCUGUGAAUUGUGUGGAAAUUCUUAUACAGAUAUUAAAAAUUUAAAGAAGCACAAAACAAAAGUCCAUUCUGGUGCAGAUAAAACUCUAGAUUCCAGUAUAGAAGAUCAUACUGUGAGUGAACAAGAUUCCAUACAAAAAAGCCCUUUAUCAGAAGCUAUGGAUGUGAAGCCUUCUGAUGUGACUUUGCCUCUAGCUCUUCCACUUGGGGCUGAGGACCACCACAUGCUUCUGCCUGUCACAGAUAACCAGUCUCCUACGUCAGAGACGUUGUUGAGGUCAACUGUGAAUGGCUAUGCAGAACCACAGCUGAUAUUUUUACAACAGUUAUACUAAGUUUGUGAGGAACAUGGGAUCACUAAGACAUCUCUGGGAGUAACACAGACAUCUCUGGCAAGGUGCAUAUAUCCAUAGUAAAUUCCCAUUCAUUGGAGUUGUGACUAUUUUUCAUUCACUGAAGUAAAGCACCUGAUACAUCAU
Nycticebus coucang (slow loris) is the source of this 2145-nucleotide messenger RNA. RefSeq names its product myoneurin (gene MYNN). Gene Ontology annotation, molecular function: protein binding; DNA-binding transcription factor activity, RNA polymerase II-specific; RNA polymerase II cis-regulatory region sequence-specific DNA binding. Gene Ontology annotation, biological process: regulation of transcription by RNA polymerase II. The coding region runs from base 124 to 2001 and encodes 625 amino acids. The record is from RefSeq and is a predicted model, not a curated record. Lineage: Eukaryota; Metazoa; Chordata; Mammalia; Primates; Lorisidae. Gene Ontology annotation, cellular component: nucleus. The transcript has 8 exons.